UGAUCCAUUUGCAGACCUGCAGAGGCGGUCGCGAUGCUGUCGGACACUCUCGCAACGGCAACUGAAUGCGAGGACUCCGAGUUGCGGUGUCGCGUGACUGUGGAGGAGCUGAGCCCGGGCGGGCAGCCGCGAAGGCGCAAGGCCCUACGCACCGCGGAGCUGAGCCUGGGUCGCAACGAACGCCGCGAGUUGAUGCUGCGGCUGCAGACGCCUGGGCCGGCGGAGCGGCCUCGCUGCUUCCCCCUGCGCGCCACCCGCCUCUUCACACGCUUCGCCGCCUCCGGGCGCAGCACGCUGCGGGUCCCCGCCGACGGCGCUCCGGGCGUGGGCGCGGUGCAGUUGCUGCUCUCCGACUGCCCCCCAGACCGCCUGCGCCGCUUUCUUCGCACUCUGCGCCUCAAACUGGCCUCAGCCCCGGGUCCUGGGCCGCCCUCCGCCCGCACGCAGCUGCUAGGCCCGCGGUCCCGCGACUUCUUCACCAUCAGCCCCGUGCAGCCCGAGGAGCUGCGACGCGCAGCGGCCACCCGGUGCCCGGACACCACGCCGGUGAAGCGGCCCACAGAGUCCCAGGUGGGGGCAGAGCCCAACACCGAAGCCCCAAGGUGGCCCCUGCCUGUGAAGAGGCUGAGCUUGCCCCCCACCAAACCACAGCUUUCUGAGGAGCAGGCUGCGGUGCUGAGGGUCAUCCUGAAAGGCCAGAGCGUUUUCUUCACUGGGAGUGCAGGAACAGGGAAGUCUUAUCUGCUGAAGCGUAUCCUGGGCGCACUGCCUCCCGCAGGCACUGUGGCCACUGCCAGCACUGGGGUGGCGGCCUGCCACAUCGGGGGCACUACCCUCCAUGCCUUCGCAGGCAUUGGCUCAGGACAGGCUCCCCUGGCCCAGUGUGUGGCCCUGGCCCAGCGGCCGGGGGUGCGGCAGGGCUGGCUGAACUGCCAGCGGCUGGUCAUUGACGAGAUCUCCAUGGUGGAGGCGGACUUAUUUGACAAGCUGGAGGCCGUGGCCCGAGCAGUCCGGCAGCAGAAUAAGCCAUUUGGAGGAAUCCAGCUCAUCAUCUGUGGGGACUUCCUGCAGCUGCCACCUGUCACCAAGGGCUCCCAGCCCCCACAGUUCUGCUUCCAGGCUAAGAGCUGGAGGAGGUGUGUCCCAGUGACCCUGGAGCUGACCAAGGUGUGGAGGCAGGCAGACCAGACCUUCAUCUCUCUGCUGCAGGCCGUGAGGCUGGGCAGGUGCUCAGAUGAGGUGACCCGCCAGCUUCAGGCUACGGCCACCCACAAGGUGGGGCGAGAUGGGAUUGUGGCCACAAGGCUGUGUACCCACCAGGAUGAUGUGGCCCUUACCAAUGAGAGGCGGCUGCAGGAACUACCAGGUGAGGUGCACAGCUUCGAGGCCAUGGACAGUGACCCUGAGCAAGCCCGGACCCUGGAUGUCCAGUGUCCCGUUAACAAGCUUCUUCAGCUAAAGCUGGGGGCCCAGGUGAUGCUGGUGAAGAACUUAGCGGUGUCCCGGGGCCUGGUGAAUGGCGCCCGAGGGGUGGUAGUCGGGUUCGAGACUGAGGGGAGAGGGCUGCCCCAGGUACGGUUUCUGUGCGGAGUCACCGAGGUCAUCCGUGCUGACCGCUGGACAGUGCAGGCCACGGGGGGCCAGCUCCUCAGCCGGCAGCAGCUGCCCCUCCAGCUGGCCUGGGCAAUGUCCAUCCACAAGAGCCAGGGCAUGUCCCUGGAUUGUGUGGAGAUCUCUCUGAGCCGUGUGUUUGCCAGCGGCCAGGCCUACGUGGCCCUUUCUCGGGCCCGCAGCCUGCAGGGCCUGCGUGUGCUGGACUUUGACCCCACAGUGGUUCGCUGUGACCCCCGUGUGCUGCGCUUCUAUGCCACCCUGCAGCGGAGCAGUGGCCUUGGCCUGGGGUCCCCAAGUGAUGAUGAGGCAUCCUCAGACCAGGAGAAUGUGGACCCAAAUCUUGGAGCUGCAGAGAGAAGAGAAGGGUCAUCUGCCCCUCCUCCUGCCCCCUAG
This is a messenger RNA of Pteronotus mesoamericanus, 2007 nucleotides long. RefSeq names its product PIF1 5'-to-3' DNA helicase (gene PIF1). Gene Ontology annotation, molecular function: DNA helicase activity. The coding region runs from base 34 to 2007 and encodes 657 amino acids. The record is from RefSeq and is a predicted model, not a curated record. NCBI's taxonomy places the organism in Eukaryota, Metazoa, Chordata, Mammalia, Chiroptera, Mormoopidae. The transcript has 12 exons. Gene Ontology annotation, biological process: DNA repair; telomere maintenance.